Messenger RNA from Momordica charantia (bitter melon), 1481 nucleotides. RefSeq names its product mannan endo-1,4-beta-mannosidase 5. NCBI's taxonomy places the organism in Eukaryota, Viridiplantae, Streptophyta, Magnoliopsida, Cucurbitales, Cucurbitaceae. The record is from RefSeq and is a predicted model, not a curated record. Gene Ontology annotation, biological process: polysaccharide catabolic process. Gene Ontology annotation, molecular function: mannan endo-1,4-beta-mannosidase activity.
GCAAAACACAGUGAAGGAACUAAACAUAAUGGGUCUUUUUUCUAAGAGAAUUUGCAGCUUUUUGUUUGGAGCUGUUGUUGUUGUGUCAUUGUUUGUGAGUAGUGAAGCUGAAAUCUGCCCUUAUUUAGGGUUCAUAAAGACAAGGAACUGCCAGUUUGUGCUGAAUGGGAGGCCAUUCUUGUUCAAUGGCUUUAACUCUUACUGGAUGAUGUCCGUGGGAGCUGACCCUAAGGAGAGAGGGAAGAUUUCGUCGGUGUUCUGCGACGCCGCUUCGGUCGGCCUCACCAUCGGCCGGACUUGGGCCUUCAGCGACGGCGGCAAGAAUGCCCUCCAAACCUCCCCUGGGGUUUAUGAUGAGAAAGUUUUUCAGUCUCUUGAUUUCGUGAUAUCAGAAGCAAGAAAAUAUGGCAUCCGAUUGAUUCUAUCCUUAACCAACAACUGGAAGGACUAUGGAGGCAAACACCAAUACGUCCAAUGGGCCCAAAAGACUACCUCCGCGGCUAAUAUCUCCGACGAUGAUUUCUUCACUAACAAAGUUGUCAAGGGUUUCUACAAAGAUCACGUCAAGAAAAUUCUUACGAGGAACAACACAAUUCUCGACAUUCCUUACAAGGACGACGUGACCAUCAUGGCUUGGGAACUCAUGAACGAGCCUCGCUCCACUUCAAACUCCACCAAAAUCAUCAACGAAUGGGUUCAAGAAAUGGCUACCUAUGUGAAAUCUAUAGAUAGCAACCACUUGCUGACGGUUGGAGUUGAAGGCUUCUAUGGAACUGAGGAUCGAAUGCAAUGCAACCCUAAUUGUGAACAAGUGGGAACUGAUUUCAUUGCCAAUCAUCAGAUCAAAGAGAUUGAUUUCUCCACAAUCCACGCAUAUCCUGAUGCCUGGCUACAGAAUGAUUGUUACUACAACCAAAUGUCAUUCAUGCAAGACUGGAUGGUGAACCAUUGGAUGGACUCGAUGAACUACUUGAACAAGCCGAUGGUGUUCGCUGAGUUCGGGAUGUCGACGAAGAACUGCAGCUGCGACUACGAAAAGAUCCAACUCACAAACUCCUUCCUGAGCGCCACCUACUCAUACAUCUACAACCUGGCUCAGCGCGGCGGCCCCAUGAGCGGUGGCCUCGUGUGGCAGCUCAUGGCGGAGGGCAUGGACUCCUACGACGAUGGCCACUCCAUAGUCCUCUCCAGGGACUGCUCCACCGCCAACAUCAUUGCCCAGCAGUCCUAUAGGAUGUCCUGGCUCUGCCAAUUCUCCCUCAACAAGAAGAAGCUUCGCCAUUAAUUAGAAAGCACAAUAAUUAGAAUUAGACUAAGGGAUUUUCUUUUCUUUCUCAAUUUGUUAGGUAAUAAUCUCUCAUUCUAGAGAAAUUAGUUUACUUUUGUAUUUAAGUUGAAUCCUCUAAUUAAUUAGUUAGUUUUUCAUAUGUGUAUCCAUCUCUUGCAUUUAUUAUUCUUAAUUUGAUUUCUGGUUCAUUAAA